AAUUUCUAGCUAGCAAAGUUACUAAUCAGUCCUUACGCUGUGCUUUCUUCCGCCGUCGAUGGCAACUGCGGCGGCGCUCUUUUCUCAUCUUCGCCGUGCGCGGGGAUCCUCCUCCCUCUCUCUCCUCUCUCUGCCACGUGUCCUGUUCUCUCACCACCCUCCUUUCCUUCCAGCUUCCCCCACACCUGACUCUCCAACCCUUACCUUUCUCGACGCGUUCCGCUCACGCGCUUUCUCGACUCGCCCUUCCAACGAACGCGAGUCGGAGCUGAGCUCGUUCGGCGUCGACUCGGCAGUUAACUCGGAGCUUCUGAAAGUGAUCGCUGACAACAGUGGCGGCGGCGAAGAUGACGCCAUUUCCCCCGUUCGUGCGGUGACUUGGAUGCUUGACUCAUUCCACGAUCUUUCUGGAUUUCCGUGGUGGAUAACUAUAGUUUCCUCUACUUUGGCUCUCAGAAUUGUUCUACUUUUUCCUGUGGUUUUCACACUUCACAAGGUUAAAAGGAUUGGAGAAUUUUUUCCUAAAUUGCCUCCCCCAUUCCCACCACCUUUCUCAGGAAAGAGUUAUAUUCGUCAGUUUGUAUUCUUCCAGAAGGAGAGAAAAGCAGUUGGAUGCCCCUCUUAUGUGUGGCCGCUGGUACCACUUAUUGUACAGGUUCCAUGCUUUUUCUUGUGGAUGAUUAGCAUAAGGAAGAUGUCAUUGGAUGGUCACCCCGGUUUUGAUUGCGGUGGUGCUUUAUGGUUCCAGAAUUUAACAGAACUCUCUCAUGGCUAUUCAGGGUUCAUCUUUCCUUUUCUGAUUGCUAGUUUGCACUACAUCAUUGUUCAGGUAUCCUUUAAGAAACCUUUGAUUGAAGAAACAAGGGACAUUUUUGACUUAUUGGCCAAAUAUUAUAAGCGAUACUUGGACUUUCUAACACUGCCUAUAGCUUUCAUGGGCUUUUGCAUUCCUCAGGGGAGCCAACUCUAUUGGGUUACCAAUAGUUCAUUAUCCCUCAUUCAGCACAUAGCUCUUAGACAUCCUGCUGUCCUCGCAAGGUUGGGGUUACAAGACAAGAAUGGCCGAAAAGCAGCUUCUGAGGAUAUUGGUGCUUCUAAAACAACUCCUUCAUUGGGGUUACCAGACAAAAGUCCAAUGGCAGAUACCAAGGAAACUGUUUCUCCUGAAAAAAGUCCUCUGGAUUCACUUGAAAACAUGCAUAGGAUACCUAUAGAGAACAUGUCCCCUAAAGAACUGACUGCUCUUUCAAUCCCAUUUCUAUCCAGCAAUGAUAAGGAAAGUGCAAUUCCCUUACUAAAACUAGCCCUUGAUAAGGACCCUGAAUACGCACGAGCUUUAGUUUUGAUGGGACGGGUUCUAUUGCUGAAGCAUGCAGAUAAUGAAGCUAAUGUGUACUUUGAGCGUGCAAUAUCAAAGCUUUCUCUUGCUGGCCUCCCAACUGAUGCGGAAGAUGUUGAUCUUUUGAUUCUUUCAUCACAAUGGGCUGGAGUUGCCUGUGAACGACAGGGAAAGAGGCCUGAAGGACGGGCACACUUUGAAAGGGUUGCAAAUAUGAAGGAGCCCGAUGAUUCUACUAGCAAAGGCUAUUAUUUUGAUACGUUGCUGUUGCUGGCUAGCACUCUGUUUGACGCGGGUCAAAAGGCCGAAGCUGCAAAGUACCUACGUCUUGUUGUUGCUUACAACCCUGCUUAUAAAAAAUUCUUGGAUCAGUGUGAACAAGAUGAUGAUAUUACGAGUGAUCUAGCCCGAAGUAGGAGAGAACUCUAAAUACAAUUUUUUUCUACUAAUAUUCGUGUUCAUUUAUUAUUUGUUUAAACAACAAUGUUUUACCUAUGUGGCAUGUUUGGUUUACAUUUUUUUU
Molecule: messenger RNA, 1862 nt
Organism: Abrus precatorius (Indian licorice)
Lineage: Eukaryota; Viridiplantae; Streptophyta; Magnoliopsida; Fabales; Fabaceae
Product: ALBINO3-like protein 2, chloroplastic
Exons: 14
Coding region: 59-1768 (569 amino acids)
Biological process (GO): mitochondrial respiratory chain complex IV assembly; protein insertion into mitochondrial inner membrane from matrix
Cellular component (GO): mitochondrial inner membrane
Molecular function (GO): protein binding; membrane insertase activity
Source: RefSeq, a predicted model, not a curated record